Messenger RNA from Entelurus aequoreus (snake pipefish), 2112 nucleotides. Its product is annotated as double-strand break repair protein MRE11-like. Bases 52 to 2112 code for a protein of 686 amino acids. Lineage: Eukaryota; Metazoa; Chordata; Actinopteri; Syngnathiformes; Syngnathidae. Gene Ontology annotation, cellular component: Mre11 complex; nucleus. Gene Ontology annotation, biological process: double-strand break repair via homologous recombination; double-strand break repair via nonhomologous end joining; mitochondrial double-strand break repair via homologous recombination. The record is from RefSeq and is a predicted model, not a curated record. The transcript is spliced from 14 exons. Gene Ontology annotation, molecular function: 3'-5'-DNA exonuclease activity; DNA endonuclease activity; manganese ion binding.
AAAUACUGUAAAUGAAAGCCGAACUCCGUUUUAAUACUCUGCAUAAAGCUAAUGCCUAGGCCUUUUGUCCUUUCUGUAAUCAUGUCCUCAGAGAGCACAUUGGACGAUGGUGACACUUUUAAGAUCCUGAUUGCUACUGAUAUCCACCUUGGUUACCUCGAGAAAGACGCCGUCCGAGGCCGGGACUCCUACAUCACAUAUGACGAGAUCUUAAAAUGUGCCCAGACAAAUCAGGUGGAUUUCAUCCUGCUUGGUGGCGAUUUGUUUCACGACAAUAAGCCGACUCGUCGCUGCCUCCACUCCUGCAUCACCACGCUCAGGAAAUACUGCAUGGGAGACUCGCCUAUACAAUUCAACAUACUGAGUGACCAGACAGUUAACUUUAACACCACCCAGUUCCCGUGGGUUAAUUAUCAAGAUGAAAACCUCAACAUCUCCAUUCCUGUGUUCAGCAUUCAUGGUAACCACGACGACCCAACAGGGGCUGAAGGUUUGUGCGCACUGGAUCUGCUCAGUGCCUCUGGUCUGAUAAACCACUUUGGUCACUCCAAUUCCGUGGAGAAGAUUGAGAUCAGUCCUAUACUUUUGCAGAAAGGCAACAGCAAGCUUGCCCUAUAUGGCCUUGGAUCCAUCCCAGAUGAGCGCCUGUACAGGAUGUUUGUCAACAAUCAAGUGACGAUGCUCCGUCCGAAGGAAGACCAAGAUGAGUGGUUUAACCUGUUUGCCAUUCACCAGAACAGGAGUAAGCACGGCCCCACAAACUACAUCCCUGAGCAGUUCCUGGAUGAAUUUCUCGACCUGGUGGUGUGGGGUCACGAGCACGAGUGCCUGAUUGCGCCGGCCAGAAAUGAACAGCAGCUCUUCUACGUGACACAGCCUGGCAGCUCUGUAGCUACCUCGCUCUCUCCUGGAGAGGCUACCAAAAAGCACAUAGGGUUGCUGAAGGUGAAAGGUCGGAAAAUGAACAUGCAGAAGAUCCCCCUGAAAACAGUGCGUCAGUUCUUCAUCCAAGAUGUGGUACUUUGUGACUACCAGGAUCUGUUCACAGUGGAUACACCGAAUGUCACCAAGAAGAUUGAGAACCUUUGCCACGCCAAGGUCAACGAGAUGCUAGAACAAGCCGAGAGGGAGCGGCUGGGAUGUCCGCUCACCCCAGAGAAGCCGCUAAUUCGCCUCAGGGUAGACUACACCGGAGGAUUCGAGACUUUCAACACGUCCCGCUUCAGUCAGAAAUAUGUGGACCGUGUGGCCAACCCAAAAGACAUUAUUCACUUUCUCAGAUGCCGCGAGAAAAAGGAGCAAGUCAAAGAUGAAAACUAUGUUGACUACAGCAAAGCGAUAAAAACGUCUGCAGUUGAGGGCCUGAGAGUUGAGGACCUGGUCAAACAGUACUUUGAAGUGGCCGAGCAGAAGGUGCAACUGUCCCUCCUGACCGAGCAGGGCAUGGGCAAAGCCAUUCAGGAGUUUGUAGACAAAGACGAGAAAGACGCCAUCGAGGAGUUGAUUACCUACCAGCUGGAAAACCAGCUAGCAUGUAGCUCCCAAGAUCCUGAGACCACUACAAGUGUAGACACUGAACCAAAUGCUUCUGAUGCUUAUGAUUCAACCAAUUCAGCAGUAGCCAGUUGCUCGGAUGAAUGUGAGGUCACUGCACCUCUGGACAGCAUAGAAAAUGAGCUGAAUCUUUCUUCAACACCAUCUACAGUGACAACUCUACCUAGUGAUCCCGCUAAAUGGGCUGAGACCCUCACUGAGUCAAUGAAGGAAGUUCUUAUUCAAAGAGGUGCAAAAUCAUUUCACAACCGUCACAGCCAUUAUCCAGCUUCUGUGAGGAACAGUGGGCUAGGAGGCAAAACCCGAUGCCUAAACAAUGAACAUUUUACUUCACACUUGCCCAAUGGACAACGAGUACAAAGAGAGUGGCUGAUGUACUCUCCCUCUACUGGUAAUGUUUACUGCUUUGCAUGCAAACUGUUUUCCCCAAAAACGCAUUCUUUUGUGACAGGCUAUUGUGAUUGGAAACACUCAGAAAGAUUUGGUGAACAUGAGCGAAGUGCUGAGCACAUAACCUGCAUGCAAGCAGUCUUGAACCGCGCCAAAGGGAGGGACUAA